ACCCCCCCAUAACCCCCACCCUCGGGGGGACAGCAGGGGUGAGCCCCCUGCGCCCCACAGGGCCUGAGGGCCUGCGAGCCCCGUCCCCCCAGGCCUGCCCCCAUGUUUCUGUUCCCACCUUCCGUGGCCCCGCACCUCCUCAGCAGCCCCUGCUGUGUCCCUGCAGACAGGGGUGACACCUGGAGCGGCCUUGAGGGGGAACCCACUGCUCUGGGGCCCUGGGUGGUGGCCGUGCUGGGGACAUGCCGUGGGGAGUGGGCAGGGGUGGGCACGGACACAGGUGUCACAGGUGUCCCGCACACACGCGUGCCACACACAGGUGUCUCACCCACGGGUGUUGCACACACCACACGCACGCCUUUGUCACACACAGAAUCCCAGAACAGUGUGAGUGGGAAGGGCCCUCGGGUGAUGAUCCAGCUCAACUCCUGCCCAGGCAGGCUCGCCCGAAGCAGGUGACACUUGUCCAGGCGGGUUGGGAUGUCUCCAUGGAGGGACACCCUCACCCUCCUGGGCAGCUGUGCCGGGGCUUGGCCUUUCCAUGAUGGAGGGAAGUUGUGCCUCAUGCUGAGCUGGGGCUGCUGGAGCUCAGGGCCUGAUCCUCGUCCUGUCACUGGGCAGGACGGGGCUGGGUCUGGCACCAUCCUCGCAACCUGGGCAGGUCUGGGGUUGGCUCAGAUGUUUGUAUGGAUUGGUGCAGUCCCCUCAGGUGAGGGAUCAGUGUGGACAUGUGAGCAGCAGUCCCCAGCUCCGCGUGGGCUCAGGAGCCCUGGCAGCCCGUCAGACACGGGGACAUUGCCAGGAGCAGGGGGAGAUUGAAAUGGCUCCAGGCUGUGCAGGUGCCCCAGAGCGGGGUGACUGGGGCAGGCAAAUGGGAUGUGGAGCAGCAGCACAUGGCGUGGCAGAUCAAACAGCAGCAUUUGUAGGAGGGCACAGCCACCCUCCUGACACUCAAGGUGUGCUCCCCUCAGGUGGGGAUUAUUUUUUUCACUUGUCCAACUUGGUUAGACCCAGCAGCAGUGCACACACUGACAAAAGCCAUUGCUGGCAGGAGUGGGGAGAAGCAGACAGAGCUCCCCAGGAAACACCGGGCUGAGGGAGUGUCUGAGCCUGUUACUGCUGGAGGACAGUGGAACCAGCACUGCAUGUGGUGUGAACAGGCGGGGGGGAUCUUACAGAGGAGGUGGGGAGGCUGAGGAUUAUCAAGGAGUGCCAAGGAGGAACAGACUGGUGGCGUUGCACCCUUCCAUCCAGGAGAGAAAUGCAAUGCAUGAAAGCUCAGCAAGAGUAGCCCUGACCCUCUUGCCGCCAGGCAGGAGACCUAAAAGCUGGGGAAUGGAAUCAGGUCCCUGCUUAGGGAGGUAGCAGAAUCCCCUCCUGGCCUCCCUCGCCUUCCCAGGUGCCCUCACAGAACCGAUACGAGGCCCUGGGUUUUGAGGGUCAGACAGAUGAGAGUGGAGAAGAAAGUCUACUUGGUGGGUCUCCUAGAUCAGUGCAGUCAGUCAGACAGGUCACAACUACAGUUAUCAAGGAAAAAGGAAAGAAGGGUAGUUGUAGUGGGUGACUCACUUCUGAGGGGGGCUGAGGACUCUGUAUGCCAACCAGACCCAUCCCACAGGGAAGUCUGCUGCCUCCCUGAGGCCCAGGCAAGGGAGGUUGCUGAGACACUCCCUGCACUACUUCAGCCACCAGCUGCUGCCCACUGCUCAUUGUCCUGAUGAGAGAAGUACCAGGGUAACAAAAAAGGACUUCAAGGCACUGGGUUGCCUGGUUGAAGGGACAAGAGCACAAGGUACAAGAGGUGGUGGUCUUGAUUCCUUUGGUAGUAGGGAUGAAUGCUAAAAUGAACAGGAAAACCCAUGGGAUCAAAAAGUAGCUUAAAGACAGGUGCCGUGGCUGGAAUUUCGGGGUUUUUUGAACAUGAGGUGGUUUGUAAAGCACCAGGCUGGAGAUAGAUGGGUUCAUCUCUGGAAGAGGCAAAAGGGUUCCAACCUGUGAAUUGGCAGGGCUGAUUGAGAGGGCUUUAAACUAGAUUUGAAGGGAGAGGGGAAUGAGAGCACAGUCACUAGGAAUGAAGCUGGAGGCAGCAGGCCAGUGCUGGGGACAAAUUGAUAGCACAGCUGAAGUGCAUCUACACCAAUGCAGCAGCGUGGGCAACACAGGAGGAGCUGGAGGCCAUGGGGCAGCAGCAAAGCUCUGAUGUAGCUGCUGUCAUGGAACUGUGAUGAGAUGACUCUGUGACUGGAAUGCUGCAGUGGAUGGCUCCAAGCCCUUCAGGAGGGACAGGCGAGGCAGGAGAGGUGGUGUGAUGACUCUGUACGUUAGGGAGGGUUUUGGCUGUCUGGAGCUUAGUGGCAGUGAUGAAAAGGUCGACUGGUCAUGGGUGAGAAUCAAGGGGAAGGCUGGCAAGGCAGAUAUCCUGGUGGGGGUCUGUUCUAGACCUUCCAACCAGGAUGAAGAGGCAGAUGAAUUAUUCUAUGAAGUGCUGGCUGAUGUUUCGUGGUUGCCAGCCCUUGUUUUUGUGGAGGUCUUUAACCUGCCAGAUGACUGCUGGAAGCAGCACAGUGGAAAGGAGACAAUCUGAGAGGCUCCUGGAAUGUGUGGAGGAGAACUUCUGACUCAGUAGCUGAACAACCCACCAAGGGUGGGGCCCUGCUGGACCUGGUGUUGGCAGGCUGAGAGGGGUGCUGGAAGAUGUGGUGUCGGAGCCAUCUUGGGCACAGUGACCCUGAAAUGAAGGAGUUUUCAGUCCUUGGUGAAGUAACAAGGCGUGUCAACGAAACCUCUACACUGUCAGAGGGUGAAUUUCAGCCAGUUUGGGACACUGAUUUGGACAGUCCCUUGGGAAGCAGCCCUUAAAAACAAAGGGUCCCGGGAAGGCUGGGCAUACAUCAAGAAGGAAACCUUUAAGGUGCAGGAGCAGCCUGUCCCUUAAAAUGAGCUGUGCCUAAAAAUGAGCUGCUGGGGAAAAAGUGAUUGUCCCCCUGAACUUGGCAUUGGUGAGGCCACACCUCAAGUCUGUGUCCAGCUCUCAGCCCCUCAGUUCAAGGACAUUGAGGGGCUGGAGUGUGUCCAGAGAAGGCAACAUAGCUGGGAAGGGCCUAGAGAGGGUGAAUCCUAUGAGGAGCAGCUGAGGGAGCUGGGGAGGCUCAGCCUGGAGAAAAGGAGGCUCAGGGGGAACCUUCUCACUCUCCAGAACUCCCUGACAGGAGAGUGGAGCCAGGGGAGGCUCAGCCUCCCAGGGAACAAAGGACAGGACAAGAGGGAGCGGCCUCAAGUUAUGCCAGAAGAGGUUCAGGGUGGACUUCAAGAAAAAUUUCUUCACGGAAAGGUGGUCAGGCAUUGGAAGGGGCUGCCCCAUGGAGUCCCAGUCCCUGGAAGUGUCCAAGGAACAACUGAAUGUAACACUCAGUGGUCUGGUUGGCAAGGUGGAGACCAGGCACGGGGUGGACUCAAUGGUCUAGGAGGGCUUCUCCAGUGUAAUUGAUUCCGUGGUUCUGUGUGAGUCUGUGAUUUGAGAUAUUUGUAUGGAUUGAUGGAAUCCACUCUCAGCCUUCUCCAGACUAACCAGGCCAAGCUCCUGCAGUCUCUCCUCAUUAACAGACAUGCUCCAGACCCUGAAUCAUCUUUGUGGCCUCCGUGACCCUCUCCAGCAGCUCCUUGUCGUUCCUGAGUUGUGGAGCCCAGAACAGCCUCCCCUGGGCAGGGCAGAGGGGCAGGAUCACCCCCCUGCCCUGCUGGCCACACUCUGCCAAACACCCCUGUGAUGUCCCACCAAAGGGAAAGGGAGAACCUGGGAUCACAGAUGUGCAGGAAGAAUUGCAUAUCUUUGUUAAUGACGAGGAUGAAGGGAGGGAGUGCACCCUCAGCAGGUUUGCUGGUGACACCAAGCUGAGUGGGGCAGGUUACCCCCUGAGGGACCUGGACAGGCCCAAGUGCUGGCCUGUGGGAACCUCAUGGGGUUUGACAAGACUGAGUGCAGAUGCUGUGCCUGGGGCAACCUUUGGAAUCCAUACAGGCUUGGAAUGAGCAGAUGGAGGAGCCCUGGGAGGAGGACUUGGGAGUGCUGGUGGAUGGUGGGGGACAUGACCCAGCCCAGAACCCUCCUGUCCUGGGCUCAUCCCAUAGCAUGUGCAGCAGGGGAUUCUCUUGGAUUGUGCUGUGUGAGGGAGAUCAGGCAUGCUGACCGCCUUCCAUCCAGAGAGCAGCAACUGUAUUUUCCCCCAUAAUUUCAUGCUGUUAUCUUUUUACCCUCAGCCAUCCUCCCACAAAGUACUUCAAGAAAUUAUGGAGGAAAAAAUGUAAACUUCCAUUUCUCAAGGUAUUUAAUCAAAGCCAGUUGCCUUUCUGAAAUGGAUGCAAAUAAACAUAUGUAAAAGGUGAAUGUAGGUGAACUAGCAGAGCACUGCUGUUUUGCAGCAAGGAUCACCACGUUUAAAAUAUUCAGGGUGGGAAGAAGGGUUGACAGGCUGAGAGAGUUAUGGCUGGUCAGCUUGGAGAGCAGAAGGCUCCAGGGAGGCUUUGGUGCCUCUUCCAGUACUUAAAGGGGGCUUAGAAAAAGGCUGGAGGGGUACUUUGGACAAGAGCGUGUAGUGAUAGGACACAAGAAAAAUGGCCUUAAGCUGAAGGUGGGCAGAUUUAGAUGAGGUGUUAGGAGGGAAUUUCUGACUGUGAGUGCGGGCAGUGCACAGAGCAGCUGGGGCUGCCCCUGAAUCCCUGGCAGUGCCCAAGGCCAGGCUGGACAGGCCUUGGAGCAGCCUGGAAUAGUGGAAGGUGUGCCUGCCCAUGGCAGGGGUGGCACUGGGUGGUCAUUAAAGUCCCUUCCACCCAGACCAUUCCAUGUCUCUAUGACUCUGUGCUGCCCCUCCCUGCCAUGCCCAGCACCCAGAACCAGCCCCUCUGUGACAGCGGCCCUGGCCCGGGCACUGUGAGCACCACGAAGGCUGUGGCUGCUGUGGCGGUGGCCGCACUGGAGGUGACACCUCUGCCCAGGCUCUGCCACCUGUGCUGGCACCGAUGGCUUUGCUGGGGCUGCUCAUCCUGCUGGCCCUGGCCAGGCCCGUGUGGGGCAACUGGGACACCUGCAGGUCAGUGGUUCCAGGCUCUGGGAGGGAGCUGGAGGAACACUUGGGGACUUCCCUGGCAGAACUGUGGUGAAAGAUGCCCCUCGGGGUUCUCUGGCCCUGCUGCCGCUCAGCACCAGGUGGGACUUUCAGCCUGAGCAGCAGCAGCAGAGCAGUAGCCACCGAGCAGGGCACUGAUGGCUUUGUGCUUCCAGAGGGACCUGCGGGCUCCGGCCCAUGGCCUCUGACCACAGCUCUGCUGUUCUCGACUACAACUCCGUGGCUUCUGCUGCUGGCACGUCCCGUGCGGGUGGCACCAGUGUCCAGCCAGGAGCCUGGCCCGGCAUCGUCAGCAUCCAGGCCACCUGGGAGAACGGCACGUGGCACAUGUGCUCCGGUGUCCUCCUCAGCUCCCAGUGGGUGCUCACGGUCGCACACUGCUUCGCCAGGGCCGGGGGCAUCUCCAUGUGGGACGUGAUCAUAGGGGCCACAGAUCUAACUCAGAUGGGCCCUGAAGCUGUGGUGAGACGCAUCCAGAGGCUCCUGGUGCACCAGCACUACGUGGCUGCCACGGCCAGGAAUGACAUCGCCCUGCUGGAGCUGGACCAGCCCGUGGAGUGCAGCGACUACAUCCAGCUGGGCUGCGUGCCUGACGCCUCGCUCAGGGUCUCAGAGCUGAAAUCCUGCUACAUCGCCGGCUGGAACUUUGCCAGAGCUCAGGGAACAGGCAUGGUGCUGCAGGAGUCCAAGGUUCACCUCAUGGACACGGAGCUCUGCAACAGCAGCCCAUGGUAUGCAGGGGCCGUUCAUGCUGACAACCUGUGUGCUGGGUAUCCGCAGGGCGGCAUCGACACCUGCCAGGGGGACAGCGGGGGUCCCCUCGUCUGCAAGGACAAUGAAGCCGACUACUACUGGCUGGUGGGACUGAACAGCUGGGGAAGAGGCUGUGACAGAGCCAGGCACCCCGGGAUCUACACCUCCACUCAGCACUUCUACAACUGGAUCCUGCUCCAGACGGGCCUGAGCCCAGCAGAAAGAGCUGGUCCAGCACCGCAGCCAGUUGUCACCUUGGCCCCCGAGGAGGAGCCUGAGGAACCAGAGGAACCAGAGAAACCAGAGAAACACAUCAACUUGACCCCUGAGUACAGCCAGAGACCAGCAGUGACAUCCUCGGGCACGUCACUGCCCAUGGCAUUCCCACACCAGAUGCUGGUGCAAUUCCGGAAUCUGGUGCAGGAGUUCCUGCAGUUUCGGAAGGACAAAAAAGCCUGAGCAGCAGC
This is a messenger RNA of Motacilla alba alba, 6343 nucleotides long. RefSeq names its product acrosin-like. Gene Ontology annotation, biological process: proteolysis; acrosome reaction. Gene Ontology annotation, molecular function: serine-type endopeptidase activity. The transcript is spliced from 4 exons. The record is from RefSeq and is a predicted model, not a curated record. Bases 5301 to 6335 code for a protein of 344 amino acids. NCBI's taxonomy places the organism in Eukaryota, Metazoa, Chordata, Aves, Passeriformes, Motacillidae.